GUCGUUCAUUGCAUUUCGCGCUUCAUUACCGCAAUGAGUAGUUUCAUUAGUUCUUCGAUGCUGCUGUUGUUGUUGGUGUCUUUGGCAUUUCAAGGGGCAUCUUACUCCCACAAUGGAUACAACCAGUGGACCCCCAACUUGUACAACACUUACGGAUGCAAUACAUACAUGGGAUGUGUAAGGUGGAAUUUCCAAGCUUACUCGUGCCAAAGUCCGUGCUAUCUAUACUGGUCCAAUCCUCAAGCUGCGGUUCCAUCCGGUUCCGUUGCUCCGACAAUUCCAACUGCAGCAUCAGCAGCCCCAGUAAUACCGACAGUCGCAGAAAUUCCGAGGAAGCCCUGCUACCAAAUAGCUCAUCAACCCAGUGGCAAGCUUCUGAUCGUCGAUAAGAAAGAAGGAGCACUCAGUUCAGCUGCCAGUAACGAGGCUAAAAUAUCUGGCACAAAUCAGUUGAAUUCAUUCUGGAAUGUGGAAUCCGCAGGAAGAGCCGAAGGAGGAUAUCAUUUCCAGAAUCGGAACACGAUGGAAUUUUUGAAAAUAGAUCCAUCCAAGAAUGAAACCCUGCUGGAGCGGCCCCAGUAUCUGGAUUUGGCCUUCCAGUUCAGGCCGGUCUUUACCAACAUGUCCUGGAGCUUGGUGCAGUUGCAAUCCGUCAAUAAUCAUGCCUUUCUGGUGGUUCGAAAGCAUGAGAAUGGUUCUCUUAGCGAAGCUAUUGGCAGUACAUUCGAUUUGAUGAAUAAUAUCAACGGGACGCUGUGGAAUGUUACUUCAUAUUAUUGUUAGUGUUUAAGUAGUUUAAUUUAUUCAUAAGAAGUGUAAGACCAUUGUCGUUUUUUUUGGCAACAGCGGAAAAAUCUUAAUGGAUGGCUCUAGUUUUUUGAAUCCAGAAUCAUUUUGAUAUGAUUUACAAUUAACUUUUCCAGACACCAAUUUAAGUUGAACAAGGCUUUCUAAAUUUAUUUUAUUAGUUUUAAUUGUUAGUGAUGAAAAUUGUCUUAACUCUCUACUGAAAAGGAUCCCAUAAGUCUUCGAAGAUUUUUAUCACAUUUUUUUAGCUUAUUUCAGUCUUAAAAUCAAAUCUCAUUUCUUACAUUUUAAGACAAUAAAAACUAUUAAAAAAUAAUUCUGAUUUUUUGGCAUAAAUUGCUUGGUCAACAAAGUCAUUUCCGUAGACAAUUGUUUUUUCUCAACAGAUUCAUAGUCCAAGCAGUAGGGGGAAUAGGGGCAUAAUGGCCACCUUAAG
Molecule: messenger RNA, 1243 nt
Organism: Uranotaenia lowii
Lineage: Eukaryota; Metazoa; Arthropoda; Insecta; Diptera; Culicidae
Exons: 1
Coding region: 34-783 (249 amino acids)
Source: RefSeq, a predicted model, not a curated record